UAAGCUGUUAGUGAUAGGAAUUGAAUGUAAAGUGUUUGAGUUCGAGUAGUUCGACUUAAAAAUUGAAACAGAACCAACUCUAUAAUCUAUAGUUUUUGCUGUAUAGGAGUUCAUUACGCGUUUGUACAGAGGUCUUACUAUAAAUUUUUUUUACUGAGAUUUUCUGAAGGACCAGUUAACUAAAAAGAAAGAAAAAAGAAAUCAUAUCAAUCUGUUGUUGCUCAAGACAUGCGAAAGAAAAAACACUAAUAUACUCAAAACAGUUAUAGUCAGGCACUUAUAGCUCGCUAUGUCUCAUAUUAAUAAAUUUGGUCUGCUGGGAGGAAACUUUAAAAAACCACCUCAACGGAAAACUAGAUUGAACCGUUCAUAUGAAGAGUUAACUCCCAUAUCAUGGAGUGAGUAUUUUGAAUAUAAACGCUUUGUUGACAUUGAUGGUAACAGGUUUGCGACCUACUCAUUGGGCAAUGUUGAAUCUGUGCUGAUUGUUUUGCUCCACGGUGGAGGGUUUAAUGCUCUCACGUGGUCUCUUUUCGCUAAAUAUUUAGUAAAACAAUGUGAAUGCCAAGUCUUAGCAAUUGAUCUUCGAGGACAUGGGAAUUCAUUUACUACAGAUGAUAAUGAUUUAUCAAUGACUACUUUUACUAACGAUAUCAUAAGUUUAUUACGUAAAUCAUACCCAGACAAAAUGCCAUCAAUAGUUUUAAUGGGCCAUAGUCUUGGUGGAGCUAUUGCUGUAAAUAUUGCUUCUACAGAGGAAUCAGAUUUGCCAAUUAUUGGUUUGGUUGUUAUUGAUGUGGUUGAAGGUUCAGCAAUGGAAUCAUUAGCUAGUAUGCAGAGUUUUUUGAGAAGUCGUCCAAAAUCAUUUAAAAGUUUAACAGAUGCUAUUUCUUGGGGAAUGGGAAAUGGUCAUAUAAAAAACGAAGAAUCUGCCAGAGUUUCUAUUCCAGGACAAAUAAAAAAUAUUGCCACUGGUAAACUUGGUACGGAUGAAUUUGAAGAACCACCUAUUGAUACUCCAGUACUAACAGAAGCUAUCUCAGAACCUCAAUAUUCAAUUGAUUCUAUUAAAGAAGAUGAAGAGUUUGGCGCAUCUUCAAUUUCUAGUAAAAAACCAUUGGGUAAUUAUACAUGGAGAAUUGAUUUGUGUAAGACAGAAAAACAUUGGCCUGGGUGGUUUCAAGGACUUUCGAAAAAAUUCUUGUCUAUACAUGCACAAAAAUUGUUAUUACUGGCUAACAUAGAUCGUAUGGACAGAGAUUUGACUGUCGGUCAAAUGCAAGGUAAAUUUGAAAUGCAAGUAUUACCUAGAGUUGGGCAUGCUGUACAAGAAGAUGACCCAGAAAAAGUUGCUAGUAUAUUGUCAAAUUUUUUGGUACGAAACAAAUUCGCAAAUCCAACUGGAGAUUUUGUUCGUAUUCUUCCUGGUUGUUAAGUAUGCAGCUGAUUAAUGGCUUUCUCAAAUCAAUAAGAUGUCAAUAAGAUGGUUAUGUCAAUUUAAGAGUUAGACAUAUUUAUAUAUUUUUAAUAAAAAUGCUUAUAACUAAAACAAAAACAUUAAAUUAUAUAAACAAUUAUGUAAAAUGACAAAUAUAUAAGAAAAUGUACAAAUUGUAUCCUAUUAAUAAUUAAUACUGUACUUAUAAUAACAAGCAUGUGUAAUAUAUAUUUCUAAUGCAGUUUACAAUAAUCUGUAUUUUUAUACAUAUAAAAUUUGAUUUUGUGAAGUAUUCUUAAUAAACAAUUUUUAAUAUGUAA
Messenger RNA from Aphis gossypii (cotton aphid), 1758 nucleotides. Its product is annotated as protein phosphatase methylesterase 1. Bases 290 to 1435 code for a protein of 381 amino acids. The record is from RefSeq and is a predicted model, not a curated record. Lineage: Eukaryota; Metazoa; Arthropoda; Insecta; Hemiptera; Aphididae. The transcript is spliced from 9 exons. Gene Ontology annotation, biological process: protein demethylation. Gene Ontology annotation, molecular function: protein methylesterase activity.